Molecule: messenger RNA, 1039 nt
Organism: Osmerus eperlanus (European smelt)
Lineage: Eukaryota; Metazoa; Chordata; Actinopteri; Osmeriformes; Osmeridae
Gene: capsla
Product: calcyphosine-like a
Exons: 5
Coding region: 156-743 (195 amino acids)
Molecular function (GO): calcium ion binding
Source: RefSeq, a predicted model, not a curated record
CCCUUGUCAUAAAUGUGCUUUCAUUGUGGUAGAGUGCGGUAAUUACUGUUUGCCUAUGUUUCCUGGCAACUGGUGCCACCAACAUAGAAACCCCUUCACUUCACUUUCUUCUUUCAUUUAACUGGAACGGAGAAGCUGUUAGCUACCUGAGAAAAAUGACGUCAAACAGUGAACAGUCCACAGAGUCUCUGCAGAAACUGAGACAGCAAUGUCUGGCCAGAGGAUCUGCUGGAAUCAAAGGAUUGGCAAGGACAUUCCGCAUCAUGGACGAUGAUGGCAGCAAGUCACUGGACCUGCAGGAGUUUCUCAAAGGCCUGGACACCUAUGGGGUUACUCUGAGCAGAGAGGAGGCCCAGCAAAUCUUUGGACUGUUAGACAAAGAUAGCAGUGGUACCAUUGAUUUCAAUGAGUUUCUGGAAAGCUUGAGGCCUCCAAUGUCAAGCUCCAGGAAGCAGGUGAUUUCAGAAGCCUUCAGGAAGCUGGAUAAGACGGGAGAUGGAGCGGUGACUGUGGAGGACUUGAGAGGUGUGUAUAAUGCCAAGCAGCACCCCAAAUACAAAAGUGGCCAGUGGACUGAAGAUCAGGUUUUCCUCUCCUUCCUGGAAAGUUUUGAUUCUCCCAACAACAAAGAUGGCAAGGUGACUGAGGAAGAGUUUCUAAAUUACUACAGUGGAGUUAGUGCUUCCAUCGACGAAGACGCUUACUUUGUAACCAUGAUCAAGAAUGCCUGGAAGCUUGUGUAGAAUUUCUUAGACUUCAUAUUUAUUUUGCCUACUGUAAAUCAUUAGUAUUGUAUUUAGUAUAACUUUAAAUCAAAUUAUUUUUAUUUAUUUAUUUUUUUGGGGGGGGGAUUGGAAUUCAAAUAUACAAAAUUGUGUUCUGAGAUCUGAUUAAAAGAAAAUCUCAUAAUAUUCCAAUGAAUAUUUAUACUUUAUAUUAUAAUCUAAUUUCAAUUGAUGUAUUGUUAAUGCAAGGUUAAUUCUUUCUGAUCAAACUAUAUUAUUAAUCGGUUAUGUUACGUACAAAUAAAUAAGUAGAU